CGGCCCCACUCGGCGCCCGGCGGCCGCGGAGAAACUUUGAGUUGGUAGGUAGCGCCGGUGGCUUCGCCUCGGUGAGCGGCCGGAGUGAGGGCCGUGGGCAGGACGGCGCGAGCUGCUGUCUCCCUCCCGGUACCCGCGGCCUUCCGGGGUGGUAGUGGAGUGCUGCUGCUGCUGCCGCUGCCCGGACACCCUCCGGCCUCUCGGGCAGCGCCCCUGCCCGGCCGCAGUGGAUGUGAGGCGGCUCCUCCUGCAGCACUGCUCCCGAACUUUGCGAGGAAGAGCUGUAAUCAAAGUUAAGGAUUAGAGUGUGGGCGCAGAGAAACUUGAGGUCCUUUGUAGGAGGCACUGUUGAGACAGCAGUGUGAAGUGCCUGCGCCUGAGCGAAAAUGAGCUCAAAUUCUGAUCUUCCAUCAAGUCCCUCUCAACCACAACUGCAUCUUGGAAGGUCCCAGCUGAAUGCUGCUGCUGUGGACCGUAGUGAGAGCAGUCAUAAAUCUGGACCACCCUCAGAAGAUGCUGCAACUCCUUCUUCUUCAGUUCCAGGCUACUCCCAUAGCAGGGAGAAAGCUGAAAAAAAUGAGACCAUGAAGGAAGAACCUGAAGUGCUCUUUGAGGAACUGUUGGAGAGGGCCAAAGCCGGAGAACCAAAAGCACAAACAGAGGUGGGGAAACACUUCUUGAGAUUAGCAGAAGAGGAGGAUGAAGAACUUAACAACUGCAGUGCGGUUGAUUGGUUCAUCCUUGCUGCUAAGCAAGGUCGAAGAGAAGCUGUUAAACUGCUGCGUAGAUGCCUAGCAGACAGAAGAGGCAUCACUUCUGAGAAUGAGCAAGAAGUGAAAAAACUAUCAUCUGAGACUGACUUGGAGAGAGCUGUGAGAAAAGCUGCCUUAGUCAUGUAUUGGAAAUUAAACCCAAAAAAGAAGAAGCAAUUAGCAGUUUCUGAACUACUGGAAAAUGUUGGGCAAGUUGAUAAUGAAGAUGGUGAGAAGCAACCUGGUCCAGUCCCAAAGUCAGUGCAGAAGCAGAGGAGAAUGCUGGAGCGUUUAGUGAGCUCUGAAUCUAAAAAAUUUAUUGCUUUGGAUGACUUUGUGGAGAUUACCAAGAAGUAUGCAAAGGGAAUCAUCCCAUCUAACCUGAUUAUGCAGGAGGAGGAAGAUGAUGAAUUGGCAGGGAAGACUCCUGAAGAGUUGCCUCUGAGACUGAAGGUUGUAAAAUACCCACUUCAUGCCAUAAUGGAAAUUAAAGAAUAUCUCAUAGAUAUUGCAUCAAAGGCAGGAAUGCAUUGGCUGUCUACCAUUAUUCCGACACAUCACAUCAAUGCUCUCAUCUUCUUCUUCAUCAUCAGUAAUCUGACAAUUGAUUUUUUUGCCUUCAUUAUUCCGUUAGUUAUAUUCUAUUUGUCCUUCAUUUCUAUGGUGAUUUGCACACUAAAAGUUUUUCAGGACAGUAAGGCCUGGGAAAACUUCCGCACUUUGACUGACUUACUGCUUCGCUUUGAACCAAACCUAGAUGUUGAGCAAGCUGAGGUGAACUUUGGGUGGAAUCACUUAGAGCCCUACAUUUAUUUUUUACUCUCAGUAUUCUUUGUGAUUUUUUCCUUCCCUAUAGCAAGCAAGGACUGUAUACCAUGCUCAGAGUUAGCUAUUGUCUCAGUUUUCUUCACAGUGACAAGUUACAUGAGUUUAAGCACGUGUGCAGAGCCAUACACACGAAGAGCUCUAAUGACUGAGAUAGCAGCAGGUUGCUUAUCCCUGUUGCAGAUAUUACCUGGGAAUUUUGGCUUCUUGAAAUUCUUAGGUAAAACCUUCUUUACUGUUCCCGUAGGCCAUCUUUUUGUGAUCAAUGUAAGCAUCCCGUGCCUUUUGUUUUUGUAUUUGUUCUAUCUUUUCUUUAGAAUGGCACAACUGCGAAAUUUUAAAGGCACCUACUGUUACGUGGUCCCAUAUCUGGUCUGCUUCAUGUGGUGUGAACUCUCCGUGGUCAUUCUGCGGGAGUCCUCUGGCAUUGGUCUGGUCCGUGCAUCAAUUGGGUACUUCCUGUUUCUCUUUGCACUCCCAGUGCUAGGUGUAGGCAUUGCGCUGAUGUGUCUGGUCCAUUUCAUUAAGUGGUUCGUGUCUCUGGAGCUCAUGAAAAUUGUAGUGACUCUAGUUUUGUGUGCUGUUCCUUUGCUCUUCCGAUGGUGGACAAAAGUCAACUUCUCUGUAGUAGAUAUGGUUAAAUCCCUCACACGAAGCUCAAUUGUGAAACUCAUUUUGGUGUGGAUUACAGCCGUGGUGUUGUUCUGUUGGUUCUAUGUGUAUCGAUCAGAAGGAAUGAAAGUUUACAACUCCACCUUGACAUGGAAUCAGUAUGCCUUCCUCUGUGGACCCCGAUCGUGGAAGGAGACCAAUAUGGCACGUACUCAGAUUUUAUGUAGUCACCUGGAAGGACACAGAGUGACUUGGACUGGGCGGUUCAAAUACGUGCGUGUGACAGAAAUUGACAAUAGUGCAGAAUCUGCAAUAAACAUGCUUCCACUGUUUAUUGGCGAUUGGAUGAGGUGCUUGUAUGGUGAAACCUACCCUCUUUGUGACCCCAAAAAUGUCACUAUGGAGGAGGAAGAGUUGUGCCGUCUCAAGUACUUGACAAAGCAUAAGUGCCACAUGAAAAUGUUUGAUCGGUACAAAUUUGAAAUAACUGUGGGUAUGCCUUUCAGUAGCAAAAAUGGAACCAAGUUGAUGGAGGAAGAUGAUAUAACCAAAGAUAUUGUGCUGAAAGCAAGCAGUGAGUUUAAGAAAGUGUUGUUGAAUUUGAGGCAGGGAAGUAUAAUUGAAUUCAGCACAAUUCUGGAAGGUCGUCUUGGCAGUAAAUGGCCUGUCUUUGAACUGAAAGCAAUCACUUGCUUGAAUUGCAUGUCUAAACUCCUACCUGCAGGGAGGCAUGUGAAAAUAGAGCAUGACUGGAGGAGCACAGUGCAUAAAGCCAUUAAAUUUGUUUUUGAUUUUUUCUUCUUUCCAUUCCUGUCAGCUGCAUAAUGAGCUCAUUGUGGUCCAGUGGCAUCCUCGAUGUACACUGCAUUUACACUACCAAAGGUUUGGCUUCUUAAAAAGAAAAAUAAACACAAAACCACCCUGCUGUAGCAAUGCUUAAAACGUAUGCUAACAUAGAGCAUUGGUUGAGUUUUGUAAGUGUAAACACUGUAUCUCAACUUUAAGCCCAAUAUGACUGAAGUGUUAUAUACUGGUUUCAUGUUAUAAAAGAAUGCAGGGCAUUGCUGCUGACUAAUUGCAUGGAGACCAUUCUGUCCCAAGUGAACAUGUUGUUUGCCUGUGAUAGGACACUAGGUGGAUUCUCUUGCUCUGUGUUAAAGCACUUUACUCUUUAAAUAUUCACAACAUGCUCCUAUGUAUUUUCACAGGUAUGAUUUAUAGUAGGUAGUUGAUAAUAGCUUAUGUUGCACAUAUUGCUUGUAUUUAUUUGGUGUAUUGUAGAAAAAGGUGAUCCUAUAAUCCGUUCCUGGUGGUGAUAUCUGUGUAAAAAACGUAUUGCUUCAGUUCUUGUCCAGAAAUCGGUGAUUUCAAUCUUUUUUUGGAAGGGUACACCAUUUCACACCCCAGCAAGGUAGUAAAAUGCUCUCAAGCUUUCAUUUUGCAUUAAAUAUUCUUUACAAAACAAGCUGUUUGUUCUAAUGGCUGUGAUAGCUACAUUCUGACACUAAGGUAUAAUCCAUGCUGGUGCGUGAAUGACAAACACCGUAUGGUAGGACUGGUAUUGUACUGGUACCAGUAACAGACAAGCCAAAGCAACUGAACAUGGUAUGUAGAAGUCUGCGUUGGAAACUGAAAUAGAAUGGCUGUUGAAUAAUUUCUAUUGUGCAAAUAAAGAUAAAAUACAAGCUUGA
This is a messenger RNA of Lagopus leucura (white-tailed ptarmigan), 3880 nucleotides long. RefSeq names its product wolframin ER transmembrane glycoprotein (gene WFS1). Gene Ontology annotation, cellular component: endoplasmic reticulum; endoplasmic reticulum membrane. The record is from RefSeq and is a predicted model, not a curated record. Gene Ontology annotation, biological process: calcium ion homeostasis; endoplasmic reticulum unfolded protein response. Lineage: Eukaryota; Metazoa; Chordata; Aves; Galliformes; Phasianidae. Gene Ontology annotation, molecular function: protein binding. The coding region runs from base 387 to 3014 and encodes 875 amino acids. The transcript is spliced from 8 exons.